Culicoides brevitarsis is the source of this 903-nucleotide messenger RNA. RefSeq names its product very long chain fatty acid elongase 7-like. Gene Ontology annotation, molecular function: fatty acid elongase activity. The transcript has 3 exons. Bases 1 to 903 code for a protein of 300 amino acids. Gene Ontology annotation, biological process: fatty acid elongation, polyunsaturated fatty acid; sphingolipid biosynthetic process; fatty acid elongation, saturated fatty acid. The record is from RefSeq and is a predicted model, not a curated record. Lineage: Eukaryota; Metazoa; Arthropoda; Insecta; Diptera; Ceratopogonidae. Gene Ontology annotation, cellular component: endoplasmic reticulum membrane.
AUGUUUUUGGUAUUACGGAAACUUUAUGAUGGUUAUCAUCAAUACAUGGAGUACAAAGAUCCACGAAAUUGCGAUUUCUUGCUGCUCCGAUCGCCGCUUUAUAUUUUCCUGAUUCUCACUCUUUAUUUAUCAUUCGUUCGAAAAAUAGGACCGCAUUUUAUGUCGCAACGGAAACCAUAUCAGCUGCGUGGUAUCCUGCUCGCCUACAACUUGUUUCAAGUAAUUUUUAGCUUCGUUAUUGCUACAAGUGGUCUCUAUUACUCGUACUGGCAACCGGAUUUCGAUUAUUUCGGACUUCAUCAUUUCGCCACGCCAAAUGGCGAACCGAGAUAUGCCUUAGCAGUCAUUUGUUACCUUUAUUUUUGGGCAAAAGUCUGCGAUUUGUUCGAUACAGUAUUUUUUGUUCUUCGAAAAAAAUCGAAUCAAAUCAGUUUUUUGCAUUUGUACCAUCAUUGCAUCAUGAUUGUCGUUGAAUUCAUUCACAAUAAAUUUUUCGCUGGAAGUCAUUACAUGUUACUCGUCAUCAUAAAUAGCUUUGUUCAUACAAUUAUGUACAGCUAUUAUUUCCUCACGAUCCAGAAGCCGGAUUUGCAACAACAACAAUCUUUAUGGUGGAAAAAACAUUUGACUGAAUUACAAAUGGUACAAUUUUCCAUCUUAAUAAUUCACUUUGGUUGGCCAAUUUUUAGUAAGAGUUUUCACAGUGUUCCCAUUCCAUGGUGUAUUUUCGCGGUUUUUCAAACAAUGUUCAUGUUCCUUCUUUUUGCCGAUUUCUAUAGAAAAGCAUACCUCACAAAAGGUCAACAAGGUAGCAAGUCAUCGACCCACGUUGUCGUUAAUGGAAUUGCAAAAAAGAAAAAGGAGGAGAUGGAAUUCAACAAUAAUGUGACAAAAUUAAAUUGA